CAGUAUUCAUUUCCCAAAGAGAAAAAACACACACGACGGAACUCACUCUUAUCUCAGUUAUCUGUCUAUCUCUGGCUUUGCCGUGGCGCAGGCAGGAGUCGGAACCGUUUGGUAAACUUUGGGCCUAGUUGCGAUUGGCUUCUCAAGUGGUUGGGGGGAAUGAGCUGCGCCUUUAGUCUACUUGAGUCAUGCCACCUCCCUUGUUCCAGAUAUCUUUCAACAACCUUCCGCUUCUCAAGAGGUUGGUACCAGAUGCAGAGGCCUAUAAAGCACAAGACCUUGUGCUUGUGUAGAAACAUGCAGACUUUCGCUUGCGAGCUCGUCAAAGCAAGCUAUGUACCCACUCCCCAAACUAAACCCAAGGAUCAAUCAUUGGCAAAAGUAGAAACUAUUGGUGCAUUUCAGAAGCUGCCAAUGGUGAUGCCAUCAGUUGAUAUUUUCCAAUCUGCUUCGAGGAAGGCGAAAAGGGUCUUGCCUACAAAAGGCAUUGCAAAUGUAGCAAAGAGAGAACGAAAUAGAGGUGCAAAGCAACUCGAUGCACUGAUGAAAGAAUUGGCAGUUCCACUGAGAGGGUACAUAGAGAAUUUCCCCAAAAGAAUCUAUUUGCAUCCUUAUGAGCGAUCUCUUAUUGAGUUGACAUUUGGGGCUGGAAAUUAUGAAGAGGUUCUGAAAAAGGUAGAUGCUCUUAGGAAGAAGGUGGUAUCUGUUGGAAAGGAACAUGCUUCUCUUUGUGCCAAGUCUUUAUCAAAGAAGGAAGCAGAGGAACGAUUGACUGAGGGUUUGGAGAAACUUCAAGAAAUCUUCAAGUGUGAAGGACAGGCUAUUGAUGAUUUAUUGUAUAUUGCAAAGACUUUGAGAGCCAUGCCAGUUGUGGAUCUAGAAAUGCCAACUCUGUGUCUUGUUGGAGCACCAAAUGUGGGGAAGUCAUCAUUGGUCCGUCUACUUUCAACAGGAAAGCCUGAGGUGUGCAACUAUCCUUUUACAACAAGAGGAAUUCUCAUGGGUCAUAUUACUCUAGACUACCAGCAUUUUCAGGUGACCGACACCCCAGGCUUGUUGAAGAGAUGUGAUGAAGACAGGAAUAAUUUGGAAAAGUUAACACUUGCUGUGCUCUCACAUUUGCCAACAGCAAUUCUUUAUGUUCAUGAUUUAUCAGGACAGUGUGGUAUGUCACCGUCUGAUCAGUUCAUGAUAUACAAAGAGAUUAGUGAAAGGUUUGGGAAUCACCUAUGGCUUGAUGUUAUCUCAAAAUGUGAUCUGUUGAAAGAAUCUCCUGUAGUCUUCAUAACGGAAGAUAGGGAAGUCGAUCAUCUUGAAUUGGUUAAGUAUCGAAAAAUAGGCCCUGAAGGUGCACUCCAUGUAUCAGUAAAAAAUGAAGAUGGAAUCGAUAAGCUGAAGAAGAAGGUGCAUGAGUUGUUGAUGGCUCAGAUGGAGAGGAUCAAAAGUAAAAGGAUCCAAGAUAACAUAGAAGUUGCAUAGAUAAAAGAGUUACGUCCAUAUCUCCACCCCACUGAUGUGUUGCACAGGUUGAUAUGUUGUAAUCAAUUUUGGGAUUCCGAAUAGUUUGGUUAUUAUGACAUUGUGAAGAGUGCAAAAUGAGUAGAAUCCACAAGUUUGAUGGUCAAAACUGUAAAGGUCAGAACUAGGGAAUUAUAUGGGUCCACUCCAUAAAUGUGUUGCAUAUGGUGAAGUUUUGAAAUCUGAUUCUGAUGGCAAAUGGUUGGUUAUUAUGUGAUCGUGACAUGCUGGAUGGUCCAAUUGUUGCCCAUCAUUUCUUUUCUUUUUCGGGGUACAAACCAUUCCAUUUGCUACCAGUAACCUUACAAGGCCACCAAAUCUCGGGUCUCUUACCCUUGAUUAAACAGGAAGAAAAAAAGCUAAUUAUAACUCAUCAUUUAAAACAGCAAGAGUUACUCCAAUCUCUUGCGAAGGGCUUCAUGUAGCCCAGUGGUUUAUUAGAAUUUUAAGAAUUGGAUCAAUGAUAAGAUUAUUGGUUUAAUUGAUUUGGAUAAUUUGAUUAAAGAAAUUAUUAAUAAAAUUAUAUAUUGAAAAUUAGUUCAACUUUUAAUUUAAUCAAAUUUUUAAUUUGAAUCAAUUAAUAUUAAUUUGUGACUCAAUCUAUUUAAUUUUUUAAAAAAAUCGAAAUAUCUAUUGAUUUUUUAUCCAACCAGUGAAUUCAACAUUAUCAAUGCUAUGAUAAUAAAUUAAAUAAUAUUUAUGAAAUUGUGUAAUGUUUGUGUAGUUGAAGGUUAAUACUCAGGCAGGAAUACCAAGGGUGGGUUUAGAUGGGUGAUUGGGUGCGGUGCGUUUAGCUUACUUUUUGUCUCACGCUACAGUAUCACUACAGUAUCUAAUCUCACCGCUACCGCUAUUUUUAUACUAAACUCACUGAUGUGUUGCACAGGUUGAUAAAAGAGUUACGUCCAUAUCUCCACCCCACUGAUGUGUUGCACAGGUUGAUAUGUUGUAAUCAAUUUUGGGAUUCCGAAUAGUUUGGUUAUUAUGACAUUGUGAAGAGUGCAAAAUGAGUAGAAUCCACAAGUUUGAUGGUCAAAACUGUAAAGGUCAGAACUAGGGAAUUAUAUGGGUCCACUCCAUAAAUGUGUUGCAUAUGGUGAAGUUUUGAAAUCUGAUUCUGAUGGCAAAUGGUUGGUUAUUA
Messenger RNA from Gossypium raimondii (Peruvian cotton), 2659 nucleotides. RefSeq names its product nucleolar GTP-binding protein 1. Gene Ontology annotation, biological process: ribosomal large subunit biogenesis. The transcript has 14 exons. NCBI's taxonomy places the organism in Eukaryota, Viridiplantae, Streptophyta, Magnoliopsida, Malvales, Malvaceae. The coding region runs from base 160 to 1479 and encodes 439 amino acids. Gene Ontology annotation, molecular function: GTPase activity; RNA binding; GTP binding. Gene Ontology annotation, cellular component: nucleolus. The record is from RefSeq and is a predicted model, not a curated record.